This is a messenger RNA of Procambarus clarkii (red swamp crayfish), 995 nucleotides long. It is a transcript of the gene Smug, whose product is annotated as Single-strand-selective monofunctional uracil-DNA glycosylase. Lineage: Eukaryota; Metazoa; Arthropoda; Malacostraca; Decapoda; Cambaridae. Gene Ontology annotation, molecular function: oxidized pyrimidine nucleobase lesion DNA N-glycosylase activity; single-strand selective uracil DNA N-glycosylase activity. The record is from RefSeq and is a predicted model, not a curated record. Gene Ontology annotation, biological process: base-excision repair.
CUUAGACCCCGCUCCUGUGGUGGGCGAGUAACCCUGCCGUGGUUGAUGGACCUUAAACCCAGAAGACUCAAACCAGCUGAAUGCAUCCCAAAAGUAAGAAACUCAAAACUAAUAAUGAAACAACAGCUGAAGGAAAUCAGUUACAGUCAACUGGUGGAGAUAAAGUCAGCCACAUAGCUAAUAUGGACACUAAGAGUCAAAACUCUACUGCAGAGAGCCAUGUUGAUAAUAUUUCAAUUGCCCAGCAGUUGCUGGAGAUUGAGAAAAAUCAGUGUGAAGACCUCUUGAAAUUAGACUAUGGGGAAAAGAUUUGUUACAUUUAUAACCCUGUGGACUAUGCUCAUGAAUUGCACUCAGAUUUUGUCAUAAAGUACGGCAACUGGCGAAAGAAAGUGCUCAUGCUGGGGAUGAACCCUGGUCCGUGGGGAAUGGGGCAAACUGGGGUACCUUUUGGACAUGUAGGAUAUACUAAAGAUUGGUUGGAUAUAAAAGGAAGUGUAUCAAAGCCUAUAAAGGAACAUCCCAAGAGACCAGUUACUGGGCUGGAAUGUACAAGAAAUGAAGUGAGCGGUGACCGCAUGUGGGGACUCUUGAAGGAUUUGAGUGGCUCUCCCCAAGUAUUGUUUUCUCACUUAUUCCUCCAUAACUACUGCCCACUUUUCUUUCUCAAGGAGUCUGCCAAAAAUGUCACGCCCCCUGAAUUGAAGGUAAAAGAACGUGCCAGACUGGAACAAAUUUGUGAUGACGCAUUAGUGAAGACAAUAGAACUUCUUGGGGUGGAGCAUGUUAUCGGUGUAGGUAACUAUGCUACAGUGCGAACACGGGCCGCACUCCUCAAAGCCGGCAUAGAAGGUGUCCAGGUCAGCACUCUGAUGCACCCGAGCCCUGUCAAUCCAGCUGCAAAUAAAGGCUGGCAUGCAAUUGCAACGAAGCAGUUAACAGACAGUGGUAUCAUACACUAUUUUAAACCAAAUCCUUGAGGCUACACAAGAAAG